AUGGCCGGUAGGCUCACUCAGAAGAUCCUAGGCCAUCUGGGCCCCCUAUUAAGCGGCGAUUCCAGUAACAACACAGCAUCUUCACCUGUCCACUGGAAAGUCGGCACUAAUGAGACUAUCUUACACCCCGCAGGCGGGACAUACCCUCGCCUGUGCCGGCUCUCAGACGGUGAUUUAUUAUGUUUAACAACGGGAUUCCAAGGCCCCGGCCGUCGCGAACACGUCCUCCAAGUUUCACGCAGUGUGGAUGGCGGUCGCACCUUUAGCCCGCAUGGAGAAGUCACCCGCGGAAUAGGCGAUAUUGACAACGGCUUCUUAAUCGAAGUGCCAGCUUCGGCCCCCGGGAAUAGUGGACCGGUUGUUCUCGCCGCAUUCCGGAACCACGACCGCAAGCCCGGCAGCCGACCCUCGCAUUUCCGCAUCACGGUAUGCCGCAGCGAAGACGGCGGGCGUUCGUGGAGAUUCGCCUCCCAGGCCGUGGAGCAGAGCGCAGCCAGCAGUCAUGGUUUAGGAUUAUGGGAGCCGUUUAUGCGACUUGGCGGCAAGGACGGGCAGGAAAUACAACUUACAUUUUCGCGCGAGCUAGCGCACAAUGACCAGGAAACCUUCCGCGUAGAUUCUAGAGACGGAGGGGCGACUUGGAGCGGCCCGCCUCGGUGUCUGCGCUGCCAUCCGUCGCAUGAGAAUCUACGCGACGGCAUGCAGGGCAUUGUAAGCGUGCGCGACACAGGAGGUGUGGCGGCGAAUGGACAACAGCAGGACGUCAAUGCGCUUGUUGUAGUAUUUGAGACCACGAGACAUGGCACAUUCAGCGUUGAAUACGCUGUUUCAUACGAUGAAGGACUCACGUGGGGAUCGAGAGGCGUGGUGUACCGCCCUAAACCUGGUCGCAAUGCGGGCGCGCCGCAGAUCGAGCGCUACGGAGAUCAAGGAAUGGCUGUCGUGUUUAUGUCAGAUGAGGAGGCGGAUGUACCAUCAUGGCCCGGAAAAGCUGCCAUAAAAACAGUAUUCGCUGAGGGUUUAGAAGGAGGCAUGAUACGUUGGGGCCAGCCCGUGCUUAUCCAUAAAGCACCUUCUUUCUGGCCCUCGAUCAUCAGUCUUGGCCAAGAUGAACUUUUGGCUGUCUACGAGCAUGGAGGAAGACCUCUCGGGAAACGCAUACAAAGAGGCUAA
This is a messenger RNA of Daldinia childiae, 1173 nucleotides long. RefSeq lists its product as uncharacterized. NCBI's taxonomy places the organism in Eukaryota, Fungi, Ascomycota, Sordariomycetes, Xylariales, Hypoxylaceae. The transcript has 2 exons. Bases 1 to 1173 code for a protein of 390 amino acids. The record is from RefSeq and is a predicted model, not a curated record.